Arachis duranensis is the source of this 1093-nucleotide messenger RNA. RefSeq names its product peptide deformylase 1B, chloroplastic-like. Gene Ontology annotation, biological process: peptidyl-methionine modification. NCBI's taxonomy places the organism in Eukaryota, Viridiplantae, Streptophyta, Magnoliopsida, Fabales, Fabaceae. The record is from RefSeq and is a predicted model, not a curated record. Gene Ontology annotation, molecular function: peptide deformylase activity. Gene Ontology annotation, cellular component: chloroplast; mitochondrion.
AUGGCUUCAGCGUGGUUUCUCCACUCAAGUCACAUUCAUAUUCAUGGUGGCUUUACCUCUGCACUUCCCGCCAUUCCACCCUUCUCACGCAACCGUCUCACAUCGCUCGAUCGGGUUUACUUCUCUACGAACCGGUCCUUGCCUCCUCUGUGUGCAGUGUCCAAGAUUGGUUUCUCAGCAGCAAAAGAUGAAGCCGCUUCUCCUGGUGAUAUUGAAUUCGAGGCGCCAUUGAAAAUUGUGGAAUAUCCAGACCCAAAAUUGAGGGCAAAAAAUAAACGCAUAGUUAGCUUCGAUGAUAAUCUGAAGAUUCUUGCCCGCGAGAUGUUUGAUGUAAUGUACAAAACCGAUGGUAUUGGUCUCUCAGCACCCCAAGUUGGAAUCAAUGUUCAACUUAUGGUAUUCAAUCCAGUGGGUGAACCUGGGGAAGGAGAGGAAAUUGUUCUUGUAAAUCCAAGAGUUAGCAAAUACUCAAAGAAACUGUCAAUUUUUAAUGAAGGGUGUCUAUCAUUUCCUGGAAUAUAUGCUGAUGUGAAGCGACAUGAAUCAGUGAAGAUUGAUGCACGUGAUGUAAAUGGAAAUAGAUUUUCAUUCUCAUUGGAUGGGCUUCCUGCUCGAGUAUUCCAGCAUGAGUUUGAUCAUCUGCAGGGGAUUCUUUUCUUUGAGAGAAUGACUGAAGAAGUUCUUGGUAAUAUCCGUGAACAGCUACAGGCCUUGGAAAUGAAGUAUGAACAACUGACUGGAGUACCAAGCCCUGAAAAGAUACAAAACAGGAGGGAAAGAAGGAAUGCUGUCGGUUUUGGGAAAUCAUGAUCAAACCUGACUCAGGUACAACCGUAAGCUCACACACGUACGAAGAUUUCGAAUUCGAAACGUUUCGAGUUUGCACAAGUAGUAGCAGGAGGGGACUGCUCUGCGAAGAGAAAGCUGGCUGAAACAUUCCUUUUGACGCAAGUCCAUCUGGCCCAGAAAAGUGAGAUUUCUAAUGGAUCCUAUUAGUUUCUUAGCUAUGAAAGAAAAUACAACGAAAAUCAGAGUGUAGAAGAAACAAGAGUGCUAAAAAUGCAAUCAUUAUCUACGUGUUCAUUCAUCAUAU